Capra hircus (goat) is the source of this 1995-nucleotide messenger RNA. It is a transcript of the gene MAX, whose product is annotated as MYC associated factor X. Bases 183 to 665 code for a protein of 160 amino acids. Gene Ontology annotation, molecular function: protein dimerization activity; DNA-binding transcription factor activity. The transcript has 5 exons. Lineage: Eukaryota; Metazoa; Chordata; Mammalia; Artiodactyla; Bovidae. The record is from RefSeq and is a predicted model, not a curated record. Gene Ontology annotation, biological process: positive regulation of transcription by RNA polymerase II. Gene Ontology annotation, cellular component: RNA polymerase II transcription regulator complex.
UGUGUGUGUGUGUGUGUGCGUGUGUGUGUGUGUGUGAGUGAGUGAGAGAGCGAGUGAGUGAGUGAGUGAGUGAGUGUGUGUGGGGGGGGACUCGGCUUGUUGUUGUCGGUGACUUCCCCCUCCCCUCCACCCCUCCCCCUUCCCCGCCGCCGCUGCAGUGGCCGCUCCCUGGGCCGUAGGAAAUGAGCGAUAACGAUGACAUCGAGGUGGAGAGCGACGAAGAGCAACCGAGGUUUCAAUCUGCGGCUGACAAACGGGCUCAUCACAAUGCACUGGAACGGAAACGCAGGGACCACAUCAAAGACAGCUUUCACAGUUUGCGGGACUCGGUCCCCUCACUCCAAGGAGAGAAGGCAUCCCGGGCCCAAAUCCUAGACAAAGCCACAGAGUAUAUCCAGUAUAUGCGAAGGAAAAACCACACACACCAGCAAGAUAUUGAUGACCUCAAGCGGCAGAAUGCUCUCCUGGAGCAGCAAGUCCGUGCACUGGAGAAGGCGAGGUCGAGUGCCCAACUGCAGACCAACUACCCCUCCUCAGACAGCAGCCUCUACACCAACGCCAAGGGCAGCACCAUCUCUGCCUUCGAUGGGGGCUCGGACUCCAGCUCGGAGUCAGAGCCCGAAGAGCCCCAAAGCAGGAAGAAGCUCCGGAUGGAGGCCAGCUAAGCUCCACGGGGCAGGCCAGCAAUAAAAACUGUCUGUCUCCUCCGUCGUCUUAUCCUCCUUUCAGUUCAUCUUUAGAACUCUCAGAACCAUUUAAGAGACUCUGUUUUUUUUUCCUCUUUCUCAUUUUUUUUUUUAAAUUUUAUUUUUACGUAGAAGCUCUUGGACAACAGCUUUCGUUCUCCUUCCCCGUUUCCACUUUUUUUUUUUUUUUAACGUUUCCCUUCAGGGAUUCCCUGUCCCCACCAGGAAUUUUUAAACCAAAACACCCCAACUUGGCAGCUUUCUCUGUGGAGGACAGACGGCCGGCCAGACCUCUGAGCACAUGGUGUCCUGACCACCCACCAGCUCCUCCAGCCCCUCCAGGCACGUGCCCGGGGAACUCCUGCCCCACCCAGGCCUCUCCUUCUGGGCCAUCCUCACCUCUGUUUGAUAGACUUUGUGAAUCUGUGGACUGCUCUACUUUCAGAAGAUGACCAGUUUGGAGUAAUCAGAAUUAUUCCCCCUUCUUUUUAAGGAUUUUUUUUCCCCCUAAAAAGGCUAUUUAUCGCUCGUAUUGAAAGACCAGAUCCUUGGAGAAGUUUGUGGUAUAAAAGGAAGUGGGGACAGUUUGCAGCACAGAGUCUCGGCCUGUUUCACUCCUGCUUCUCUCAGCUAGCUUUAGGGAGGCCGUGUGACGCUUGUGUGGCGUGAGGGGACGGCAGCAGUGGAACAGGAGCUGCCAGGGGGUGGCAGAGGGUGGGUGGGCCAAGGAGGGAGGAUCGGGUUGGGUAGAGGUUUUGUAUUGAGGGCCAGUGAUGAUGUUUUGAUAUUUAUUUCCUGCUACUGAAAUUUGAACCCAAGUGAAUUGUCCCUAUUUCUGAUGAUGUCGGUAUGGCAAAGCGACAGAUUCAUAAAGUAAUGAUCAAAUCUUCCUUUCUUUCCGUGUGUAUUUCUAAGAAAUAGAGCCAACUGAUUUUGUAUGUAAAUACCGAGAGCAGUUCACCUCGUACUAAACCCGCACCCCAGUGCGGACCCCUCCCCACCCUCGCCCGCCCCUGCCCUUCCGACUGUCCUGGAACCUGUCCCCAUUAUGUGAUCCAGCCCUGGUUCUGGCUGCGGUCAGCAGAUCCCAGUGAAGGGUUUUGUGUGUUUCGGCCUCAUUUCUUUGUCUUUUUCCUACUCUGUUCCCGGCGUUUGCUGAUUUCUAGUGUAUACUCUGUAGUCUCAGUCCGUGUUUGAUUCCAUUCCAUGGAAAUAAAAAGUAUGUUGUACAUACUGCUGAAGAAUUGUCUUGCAAGUUAAGGCUUUCCCCUUUACUAUAAGACUAUAAAUAAAAACUUAUUUUAUCCUU